Molecule: messenger RNA, 720 nt
Organism: Arthroderma uncinatum
Lineage: Eukaryota; Fungi; Ascomycota; Eurotiomycetes; Onygenales; Arthrodermataceae
Exons: 4
Coding region: 1-720 (239 amino acids)
Source: RefSeq, a predicted model, not a curated record
AUGCUACGCGUCGGCUUCCACAGUGGUGGUGCUCACGGCACAGGCGCCCCUAAUCUGCCUAACACCAGAUCAGCCGAAUAUGGCGAUGACACUGUUGAAAUGGUCAUAGCCAGCAUGAAGCACGAAAACAUCACAUGGCUUCACGAUUACCUUUUGGAUUGGAAGAAGAACAUAUAUGUUGUAGAUGAUCGCCGCGCCAAAUUGACCGUUCCUCGGAACAAGGGAAGAGAGGCCAUGGUAUUCCUAACAUAUAUAAUUGAUCGUUACGAUUCCCUCCCUGGGAGCGUCUUCUUCCAUCACGCCGAACGAUUUCAAUGGCAUAAUGACAACCCUGAUUACGACGCGCUGACUCUCCUCCAACGGUUCCGCUUUGACUACCUUAAGGAGCAAGGCUAUGCAAAUCUUCGCUGCGAUUGGGCCUUGGGCUGUCCCGCAGCGAUCAAACCGCUUGUCGACGCAACUGAACCAGUGCCUGGUGAAGGCCUUAGCUCAAAGCGCGUAUAUAAGAAAGCUUUCAAAGAAUUAUUUCCUGGCGAAGCUGUCCCAGAGACGGUCGGUGUCGCCUGUUGCUCCCAAUUUGCAGUACGGCGAGAGUCAAUUAGGAAGCGUCCCAAGUCAGACUAUAUUCACUAUCGCGAAUGGCUGGUAAAGACUGAUCUUGAAGAUGGACUCAGUGGACGGGUGUUGGAGUAUGCGUGGCAUACUAACAUACAACAGUAA